GAUGUCUUCAUUUGUUAUGGGGUUGAAGGCUGGAAGGUUGCCCUUUCUCCAAUCAGGAAAGAGGGUGUGAGUGUGCUACUUGGCUGCAUUUUCCUUCCUCUCAACCCCCUCACCCUCUUGUCUCUUGCAGAGAUCUUCCUCAGUACGGGCACAAGCAGUGGCAGUCCUACUUCGGCCGCACCUUUGACGUCUACACCAAGCUUUGGAAGUUUCAGCAGCAGCACAGGUCAGCUGACCACUGACUGCUCCGUUCUCUCUGACACACAUUUUCCCAGAUGGAUAGAUCAAGAACGUUUGAGCCUAGUGGAUUAGAUGGAGAAAUGUGUUGGCUUAAACAUUAAUUUUAAACGCAGCAUUGCUUCUUUUUUUUCUAUUCUUGCUUGGGAGCAGGCAGGUCCUGGACAAUCGGUAUGGCCUGAAGAGAUGGCAGAUAGGGGAGGUGGCAUCCAAAAUAGGCCAGCUGUACUACCACUACUAGUAAGGUUCCUCCCAACUGCACACGCACACACACACACACAGAAUGUUGUCACAUAUCCUUAUCUUUCAUGUCCUGGAACAUUUUGUUUGUCUGAUCCGUGCUUAAACUCCGGUAACUUGUGUGAUAACGAAUCCUGGUUCAAACAAUUUAUGGUACUUGAUGGAGAGGUCGGUCCAGUAUCUAGGAUCUAGGGGUGGGCCCGACUCUAAAUCCGUUAUUCGGAUGUGCACAAAAAGUUAAACUGGGAAAGAAAAUACUAAAUGUUUCAGAAUUAGCUGCCAUUUGUAGCUAUUUAGUUGCCACAUGUAGCACUGUUUGUGUGCACCUGUGAAUUAAGCAAUAAAAAAGGUACAAUGACAAAAAAACAAUGUAAAUCUUGUAAACUAAAAUUACUAUUUUAUUUGGGAUUAAAACUAAUAUGUUUGGCAUAACUGAAUUUUGGAAAGACUGACUAAAACAAAAUAAAAAACGGUGUGAGAUGGAUUUCUUUACGGUAUAAAAACAAGCUGACAUGCAGAAUUCGUAUUUCCUGAAGCGUUCUCUAAAUGUAUUGAGUUGAUCAAAUUUGUUUCGUUCUUGAUACACUUAUUCUGGAACUACCAGGGUACCAUUGUCACACUCAAUACCGAGGUCUUGGCACACCAUUUUCUCUUUUUGUGUUGUAGUCUUCGUACCUCAGAAACAAGUUACCUGAAUGAGGCCUUCUCGUUCUACUCGGCCAUCCGCCAGCGGUCCUACUACUAUCAGGUCAACAAAGAGGAUAGGUGAGUGCCAACGCAAGGCAUUUUAUUGAUUUUAAGAAAUUUGAUAGAGCACUCUGAACAUGCCCGUCUGGCUUCCAGUCAUUUUUGGUCCCAGGAGGUUAAUGCUAGCCAGAGGCUGUUGUAACAUAGCAAAACAACUGAACUAUGCACUUAAAAGCGUGGGUCAAUUGAAUACAGACAAGGUAUGGAUAAAACCAUAUACAUUUGUAUUUGGAGUGAAGUAUCCCUGACAGUCAGACAACUUAACAAUAAUGCAAAAAUACAUAUGAGUAACAGGGGUAGUUUAUAUACUUGCAGUUUCUGUGAUUUCUGUGAUUUAAAUCAAAUACAUAUAUUUUUUUUACCCUCAGCACAUUACGUUUUUCAACAUGUUCAAGAGCUUUUGAGGUCUGAACAACUUCAACCAAUGAGAUUUUAGAUAGCUAGCUAACGUUGCUAAUAACUUAGCUAGCUUGCUAAGGUUGGCAAUGUGAACAAACUAGCUACAUGAUUAAGGCUGUAAAUGGCUUUGUUUCAUUACCUAUUGGUUGAAAAGGUGAACGGUCAGUGAUGAAACGUGUCAACUCGUAGACUCAAAUUCUGAGUUUCCCACUUGUAACCCCGACUUGGAGCGUCGUUCGGCUAUGUUAGAGUUGGAAAGUUGUAUUUCCGAAUUUCCGACAGCACUUGAAUGCAGCUUUUUUAGCCACUAAAUAAUUGUCUGUUUGCUGCUGAACCAGGUGAACGUAGUAAUGGGUUAGCUGGCUUGCUAACAGGUUUUAAAAAAUGACAUUUUUCAAAACCCAGCUAAACCACUGAUGAGCUGUAAGAGCUGUGAAAGGUGGGUGAGUGAUUUAGCUAGCAACAAUCCACAUGGCGAUAAUGUUUAUUUUUACAUAAUGAUAUUUGUUGAAGGUGUUUAUGGUAGACUGAGCCAAAUUACAUAAUCACAUUUAAACAAGUAUACAUGUCUUUGUCACUUGUAUGAGCUCUCAAAAAGUCAUGAAAUCUAUAGAAAGAUACUGGCAGAGUACCUGCAGUCACAAAAUUGUUGUGAAUGUUCCAAAAGCUAGAUUCAUUUGGUGCUGCUGGAACAAAACACAUAAACAUUUUACUCUGUGUGUUUGUGCUUGCCAGGGAUAGAUUGUAACACAACUCUGUAUUCCAUUGUCUCACCCUCCUGUUAGGCCUGAGUUGGUAGUGAAGAAGCUUCGGUAUUAUGCCCGGUACAUAGUUGUCUGUUUACUUCUGAACAAGAUGGACCUAGUGAAACUGCUGGUCAAGGUAAGAAACAUGUGGAUAAACAAACGAUUACCAGAGGAUGUUCUCAAUCUCCUUUGUAUCUAUUUAGGCCUUUCUGUUGUAUUUAUUUUAUUUUUGGAGUUUAGUAUGUAGACGUUUCAGCCUGAAAAUGUUUAAUUAUAAAAUACAUAUAUUUAACUUGCAUGCAUUAGUGUGCUUUGUAUGGUGUGUAUAACAUGGGUCUCCCCUCCUGCAGGAGCUGUCAGAGGAAAUCGAGGACUACACACAGCGUUUCAACACAGAAGAUCAGUUGGAAUGGAAUCUGGUCUUACAGGAGGUGGCAGCUUUUGUGGAGGUCAGAUCCCAAAUAGGUUGUGUGUUUGUACUGAUAUGUAGGCUACGUGUGCCUUUUUAAAAUUGAUGUAGUUCUGUCCUUGAGCUGCUCUUGUCUAUUAAUGUUAUGUAUUAUGUCAUGCUUCAUGUUUUGUGUGGACCCCAGGAAGAGUAGCUGCUGCUUUCGCAACCGCUAAUGGGGAUCCUAAUAAAAUACCAAAGAAUAACCUGACUGUAUAUAAAGAAACACUGCAGGAGUGUUUUACACACUAAUGAUAGGCAGUUAACCCCCUUAGAGUCUAUGUCCGCGGCCCCGCAGAACAAUUUAAUUAGCAUGAUAAUAAUACAUCCCCAUCAAAAUCUGUCAGUUUAAGCUAUAAUGACCCCUCUUCAUGGAAAGAUGAGACUCUAACGAACACGAUAGUGUUCUCUGUUUUGUUCUACGACCCUCACAAGCGUCACGGGACUCGUCUGAAGUCAGAACAGCCGAUCUGCCAACUUCUGUCUGUAGCGUCCAAACAGUUUGGGCUACACUCUAUGACCACUGUAUGGAAAGGCAAGUCUGUCACGAACACGUACAGUACCAGUCAAAAGUUUGGACACACCUACACAUUCAAGGGUUUUUCUUUAUUUUUACUAUUUUUUACAUUGUAGAAUAAUAGUGAAGACAUCAAAACUAUGAAAUAACACAUAUGGAAUCAUGUAGUAACCAAAGAAGUUUUAAACAAAUAAAUUUUUUUGAGAUUCUUCAAAUAGCCACCCUUUGCCUUGACAGCUUUGCACACUCUUGGCAUUCUCUUAACCAGCUUCACCUGGAAUGCUUUUCCAACAGUCUUGAAGGAGUUCCCACAUAUGCUGAGCACUUGUUGGCUGCUUUUCCUUCACUCUGCUGUCCGACUCAUCCCAAACCAUCUCAAUUGGGUUGAGGUCGGGGGAUUGUGGAGGCCAGGUCAUCUGAUGCAGCACUCCAUCACUCUCCUUCUUGGUCAAAUAGCCCUUACACAACCUGGAGGUGUGUUGGGUCAUUGUCCUGUUGAAAAACAAAUGAUAGUCCCACUAAACCCAAACCAGAUGAGAUGGCGUAUCGCUGCAGAAUGCUGUCGUAGCCAUGCUGGUUAAGUGUGCCUUGAAUUCAAAAUAAAUCACAGACAGUGUCACCAGCAAAGCACCCCCAAACCAUAACACGACCUCCUCCAUGCUUUAUGGUUGGAACUACACAUGCAGAGAUCAUCCGUUCACCCACACCGCGUCUCACAAAGACACAGUGGUUUGAACCAAAAAUCUCAAAUUUGGACUCCAGACCAAAGGACACAUUUCCACCGGUCUAAUGUCCAUUGCUCGUGUUUCUUGGCCCAAGCAGAUCUCUUCUUCUUAUUGGUGUCCUAUAGUAGUGGUUUCUUUGCAGCAAUUCGACCAUGAAGGCCUGAUUCACACAGUCCCCUCUGAACAGUUGAUGUUGAGAUGUGUCUGUUACUUGAACUCUUUAUUUGGGCUGCAAUUUCUGAGGCUAGUAACUCUAAUGAACUUACCCUCUGCAGCAGCGGUAACUCUGGGUCUUCCAUUCCUGUGGUGGUCCUCAUGAGAGUCAGUUUCAUUAUAGCGCUUGAUGGUUUUUGUGACUGCACUUGAAGAAACCAUGAAGCUGGUUCAGAGAAUGCCAAGAGUGUGCAAAGCCGUCAUCAAGGCAAAUGGUGGCUAUUUGAAGAAUCUCAAAUAUAAAAUAUAUUUUGAUUUGUUGAACACUUUUUUGGUUACUACAUGAUUCCAUGUGUUAUUUCAUAGUUUUGAUGUCUUCAAUAUUAUUCUACAAUGUAAAAAAUUGUACAAAUAAAAACCCUUGAAUGAGGUAGGUGUGUCCAAACUUUUGACUGGUACUGUAUAUGUCGGUUGUUUUGCUCUAGGACGCCCACAAGCCUCACAAGAAUAAUCUGAAGGUAGCCGGGUACCAGUUAAAAAAAUUAAUGAAGGUACAGUUGAAGUCGGAAGUUUACAUACACUUAGGUUGGAGUCAUUAAAACUUGUUUUUCAACCACUCCACAAAUGUCUUUUUUUUUAAACUAUAGUUUUGGCAAGUCGGUUAGGACAUCUACUUUGUGCAUGACACAAGUAAUAUUUCCAACAAUUGUUUACAGACAGAUCAUUUCACUUAUAAUUCACUGUAUCACAAUUCCAGUGGGUCAGAAGUUUACAUACACUAAGUUGACUGUGCCUUUAAACAGCUUGGAAAAUUCCAGAGAAUGAGGUCAUGGCUUUAGAAGCUUCUGAUAGGCUAAUUUACAUAAUUUGAGUCAAUUGGAGGUGUACCUGUGGAUGUAUUUCAAGGCCUACCUUCAAACUCAGUGCCUCUUUGCUUGACAUCAUGAUAAAAUCAGCCAAGACCUCAGGAAAAAAAUUGUAGACCUCCACAAGUCUGGUUCAUCCUUGGGAGCAAUUUCCAAACACCUGAAGGUACCACGUUCUUCUGUACAAACAAUAGUACGCAAGUAUAAACACCAUGGGACCACGCAGCCGUCAUACCGCUCAGGAAGGAGACGCGUUCUGUCUCCUAGAGAUGAACGUACUUUGGUGCGAAAAGUGCAAAUCAAUCCCAGAAUAACAGCAAAGGACCUUGUGAAGAUGAUGGAGGAAACGGUUGCAAAAGUAUCUAUAUCCACAGUAAAACAAGUCCUAUAUCGACCUAACCUGAAAGGCCGCUUAGCAAGGAAGAAGCCACUUUUCCAAAACCGCCAUAAAUAAGACAGACUAUGGUUUGCAACUGCACAUGGGGAUAAAGAUCGUACUUUUUGGAGAAAUGUCCUCUGAUCUGAUUAAACAAAUAUAUAACUGUUUGGCCAUAAUGACCAUUGUUAUGUUUGGAGGAAAAAUGGGGCAGCUUGCAAGCCGAAGAACACCAUCCCAACCAUGAAGCAUGGGGGUGGCAGCAUCAUGCUGUGGGGGUGCUUUGCUGCAGGAGGGAGUGGUGCACUUCACAAAAUAGAUGGCAUCAUGAGGAAGGAAAAUUACGUGGAUAUAUUGAAGCAACAUCUCAAGACAUCAGUCAGGAAGUUAAAGCUUGGUCGCAAAUGGGUCUUCCAAAUGGACAAUGACCCCAAGCAUACUUCCAAAGUUGUGGCAAAAUGGCUUAAGGACAACAAAGUCAAGGUAUUGAAGUGGCCAUCACAAAGCCCUGACCUCAAUCCUAUAGAAAAUGUGUGGGCAGAACUGAAAAAGCGUGUGCGAGCAAGGAGGCCUACAAACCUGACUCAGUUACACCAGCUCUGUCAGGAGGAGUGGGCCAAAAUUCACCCAACUUAUUGUAGGAAGCUUGUGGAAGACUACCUGAAACGUUUGACCCAAGUUAAACAAUUUAAAGGCAAUGCUACCAAAUACUAAUUGAGUGUAUGUAAACUUCUGACCCACUGGGAAUGUGAUGAAAGAAAUAAAAGCUGAAAUAAAUCAUUCACUCUACUAUUAUUCUGACAUUUCACAUUCUUAAAAUAAAGUAGUGAUCCUAACUGACCUAAGACAGGGAAUUUUUACUAGGAUUAAAUGUCAGGAAUUGUGAAAAACUGAAUUUUUAAAUGUAGUUGGCUAAGGUGUAUGUAAACUUCCGACUUCAACUGUAUAUGUGGAGAUACUAGUUUAGUGCAUAAAAUAAGGGGUUAAAUCCAUGUAAAAAUAAUGAAGUUUCGUAUAUCUCUGAUAUAGGACAUAUACUUCAGAACAAACUUCCUUUAGAUAAUUUUUUUGACCAUAUGUUAUUCCAUGAAGCUGUUAUUCAAUGCGUUUCUUUGGGUUAAUUAGCAGUAAGGCAAAAAAAAAAAAAGAUACCUUACGUGGUCCUAAAAUUUAAAAUUAAACAGCUAAAUGAUCACUGGUUGAAAAAUUCCAUAUGUUCGCUUAGUAGAACCUGACUUGUCUUGUUAAAUAAAGGUUACAUUUUUUUAAAUUCAAAAAUAUGCAGGGACAUUUCAUAAAGAUACUCAGAGUAAACUUUUGCAGUCUUGAGAGAAAUGAUCAGCUUUGAGGAUGGGUUUGGCUUAUGUCGUUAUAAGCAGAGGUUUUGGUUUUUAACAGUAUUGGUAUGAACUUACUUUAUCCCUUCACGAUCUCUUGAUGACUUUUACCUUACUGUGCCUACUGCCCAUUUCCUACUACGAAAGGGGGAAAUGUCAUAACUUAUGAAUGAAGGAUAUAAUCAACACUUAAAGGAGGCCUCCACGAGUCAGCAAAAAUUGGAUGGGUUUCCACCAAGCAUUACUAAAGUAUUAUCAACAGUGGCUAACCUAUUAACUGAAGGACUGUCAUUUAAUUAAUUCAGCAUUUGGGGGAUGAAAUUAUGAAUGUGUAUUUGUCAAUCUGCGAUAUUUUGUGUAAAAAAUGUUGCAUACCACAGAAGUGUUAGUAGAACAGUGUGCACAUUCGAGUACAAGUGAAGCUGUGCACAAGUGAAGCUAUGUGUGAUAGGUUUGUAAAGUGUGUGUGUGUGUGUGUUUUGUUUCUGUGAGCAGGCAGACCCAGUGGUGGUGCUGAACGAUGAAAAUACUGUGGUCUUCACAUCCAAUCGACUACAGGAGGGGGGCGUGCCUCAGUUGGAACAGGGAAUGGUGGUUGGCCAGCUCACCCUGGCAGAUGCACUAAUCAUUGGCAACUGCAACAACCAGGUGUGUGAACACAGAUUCUAGUCUAAAGCCCAGCUCUAAAACAACUCCUAGACCACAUUCUAAACUAUAAUAAUUUGUGUUUGUCAGGUCAAGUUCAGUGAGCUAACCAUCGAUAUGUUCCGCAUACUCCAAGCUUUGGAGCGGGAACCAGUCAACCUGGCUACGACGACUUCUAAACCUGGAACAUUGGUGAGGGGGAAUACUGGAAACGCAUCUUACACUAAUGUGUUGUGGACAACAACACAGCCAGAAUAUUGCAAAUGUAAAAGUCUCGAAUGUGAUAUGGGCGAAAGGCAGCGCUGGCAACCCUGCAUGAAACCUGUCCUGUAAACAGCUGCUUACUCUGUGUCUUCCUUCACAGGCCCUUACCCCAUGUCUUCCUUCACAGGAACCCAGCGAGAAGCCAGCCAAGAGAGAAAACCCUCACAAGUACCUGCUGUACAAGCCAACGUUCAGCCAGCUCUACACCUUCUUGUCUGCCUCCUUUAAGGUCAGUCUCCACCGGUCUUCCCUCUGCUCUGCCUUCAUGUUCCAAAAUGGCUGCUUAGCCAUCAUGCUUGGCCGAGCUGAAGAAAGUUGUUGCUACUUUUCAUCACCCCCACCUUUUAUCUGCCUUUUUAUAAGCUUGUGGAUUUAGCAAAAUGCCAGUAGCUUUUAUAUGUAGUCGUUUUAGUGGUACUCUACUCCUGUGCAAAGAAUUCUGUCUAGCUUACCUUAAAGGUGUUAAUUUGACAACAAAUCAGGUCCUACCUAGGGCUGUUACGGUGACCGUAUUACCGCCACACCGGUGGUCACGAGUCAUGAAGGCAGUCAAAUUCCACGUGACCGUUUAGUCAUGGUAAUUAGGCUUAUCCAAGCUCUGAUGCUGCUGAUGGUCAUUAGUAGCCUACCAAACUUGCUAACUGCCUGGUACUCAGCACUCUAAUCACUCUGACUUCAAUGCAAAUCUAAUCAAACAUUUAAUGAGAGCCCAUGAGCUCAUGUUGCGCAACAUUUCUAUAGGCUAUGCAAUUGCAUGCAAAAAACAGAGUGAUGGCCUCUACUAAAAAGAGGAGGAUCCCAUCAGCUUUCUAUAGGCUAGGCCUACUAUAUUUAUUUCUCAACUUUCCUAAUAUUAAGCACAUUGCUUAUCUUUACAACAGGAGUAUAGCCUACCUGGUUGGCAUGAAAUGAACCACGGGAAAAGCAUCCUUCAUUCGCUAUUUAAGUGCGUAGAUGACAUGUAUUUUUUUACGCUGCCGCUGUUUCGAGACAGGUUCAUGAUAAUGGUCCAUUCUAAAUCAAAACAAAUUUCACACAUAUUUAGUAUAUGUAAAGACGAGAUUAAAGACAAGAUUAAAUCAAGAAUAGUGUGAUGGGUGACAAUAUUAGCCUAUCACUUGUGAAUUAUGUAUUAUCACUUCUGAAUGAUGCCCAGCUUAAGGCAAGAAACGGCACAUUAUAUAUAUAUUUUUUCAAAUCAUAGUCGCACACCUCAUGGUAACCUACAGUGAGGGAAAAAAGUAUUUGAUCCCCUGCUGAUUUUGUACGUUUGCCCACUGACAAAGAAAUGAUCAGUCUAUAAUUUUAAUGGUAGGUUUAUUUGAACAGUGAGAGACAGAAUUACAACAAAAAAAUCCAGAAAAACGCAUGUCAAAAAUGUUAUAAAUUGAUUUGCAUUUUAAUGAGGGAAAUAAGUUUUCGAGGCUGACGUUUGGCAACUCGAACCUUCAGCUCCCUCCACAUAUUUUCUAUUGGAUUAAGGUCUGGAGACUGGCUAGGCCACUCCAGGACGUUAAUGUGCUUUUUCUUGAGCCACUCCUUUGUUGCCUUGGCCGUGUGUUUUGGGUCAUUGUCAUGCUGGAAUACCCAUCCACGACCCAUUUUCAAUGCCCUGGCUGAGGGAAGGAGGUUCUCACCCGAGAUUUGACGGUACAUGGCCCCGUCCAUCGUCCCUUUGAUGUGGUGAAGUUGUCCUGUCCCCUUAGCAGAAAAACACCCCCAAAGCAUAAUGUUUCCACCUCCAUGUUUGACGGUGGGGAUGGUGUUCUUGGGGUCAUAGGCAGCAUUCCUCCUCCUCCUCCAAACACGGUGAGUUUAGUUGAUGCCAAAGAGCUCAGUUUUGGUCUCAUCUGACCACAACACUUUCACGCAGUUCUCCUCUGAAUCAUUCAGAUGUUCAUUGGCAAACUUCAGACGGGCCUGUAUAUGUGCUUUCUUGAGCAGGGGGACCUUGCAGGCGCUGCAGGAUUUCAGUCCUUCAGGAAUCCUGCAGGAUUUCAGUAGUGUGUUACCAAUUGUUUUCUUGGUGACUAUGGUCCCAGCUGCCCGUGUAGUUCUGGGCUGAUUCCUCACCGUUCUCAUGAUCAUUGCAACUCCACUAGGUGAGAUCUUGCAUGGAGUCCCAGGCCGAGGGAGAUUGACAGUUAUUUUGUGUUUCUUCCAUUUGCGAGUAAUCGCACCAACUGUUGUCACCUUCUCACCAAGCUGCUUGGCGAUGGUCUUGUAGCCCAUUCCAGCCUUGUGUAGGUCUACAAUCUUGUCCCUGACAUCCCUGGAGAGCUCUUUGGUCUUGGCCAUGGUGGAUAGUUUGGAAUCUGAUUGAUUGAUUGCUUCUGUGGACAGGUGUCUUUUAUACAGGUAACAAACUGAGAUUAGGAGCACUCCCUUUAAGAGUGUGCUCCUAAUCUCAGUUUGUUACCUGUAUAAAAGCACCUGGGAGCCAGAAAUCUUUCUGAUUGAGAGGGGGUCAAAUACUUAUUUCCCUCAUUUAAAAUGCAAAUCAAUUUAUAACAUUUUUUACAUGCGUUUUUCUGGAUUUUUUUGUUGUUAUUCUGUCUCUCACUGUUCAAAUAAACCUACCAUUACAAUUAUAGACUGAUCAUUUCUUUGUCGGUGGGCAAAUGUACAAAAUCAGCAGGGGAUCAAAUACUUUUUUCCCUCACUGUAUUCCAUAGGCCUAUAUGUUUUAAUAAGGUUUGUAUCACAACUAAAGUGGCCAAAUAACUUCUUAAAAUUAAGCACAUUCAUCUGCUUUACAAUGGGUGUAGAGCCUAACUGGCAUACGUACACAGAGUGUGAGUUUCACCAUUGAAAUGCACCUUUAUAAUAAAAGCAUUACAUGCAUAAUCGCAUUUGUGGUCACGUUUGAGAAUGGUGUUUUCCUGCUAAUGGAACAUUCAUGCUUAUAGCCUGCUGCCGUGUGUGCAUUGCUGUCCUUAUAAUGUGAAGAAAUAGCCUCAUAGUUUAUCAACAUUUUAAGCUAAACGUUCUCAUCUGUUGCGUCAGGCUCAUUGCUUUAAACAGGUUUUUUGAUGCAGGUGGUUGUAUUAAUUUGGGAUCUAUCACAUCCCACAACUGUCCCAGACUGUUUGGAAUAUUUAUUUAUCGCACAGAAUAGAAUAGGUCAACUUUUGUACUAUGGGGGAUAGUAGAUUGACAUAGGCUAGUGCUUUUGCUGUUCGUUAGGCCUACUCAUCUAGUUGGCUGACGAAAAGUAAAUGUGGACAGUUCUUCCAAUAUGCGCCUCGGAGUUGUGUCCCCAAUGUGUCAGUCUUCACUUGUAGCCUGUGAGAAAGAUCCAAUCACGUGACUGAGAGCCCCGUGAGUGAGAGAUGCUUCGGCACGCAGCCGGGAGAAGGGAAUUAUUAUAUUCAGCCCAAGGGCACAACUGCAUGGAUCUUUUAUAGGGGCAUUACGGCCACACAAAGGGGAUGCAGCUGGGAAAUUCGAGGCAUUAUCAAGUGCUUGUCAAAUUGUGAGUGAGAGGUGUUUCUUUGUUAACCGCUCAACACAGAAUAGCCGCAUGUGCGCACUCCCUCAAAUCGUUUGGAGAAAAUAUCCUUUCUAUUUUAUUCAGCUUUGUUCAAUUGUAUUCUUCAUACUAUAAAAUAAUAAGCAAAUGUUGUCUGCUAAAUUAACUACUGUAGCCCACAGCCAAUUGACAUAGCCAGAUCAGGACCUAACAUAAGGACAAGUCAGAGUAUGCUAUGCUGUUCUUCUAAAAUAGACUACAUUUUCUUCCUAUCAUGUUUCUUUAGACCUGUCUAAAAUAAAUAAUGGAUUUAUUGUGAAGGUGUAGGCUAUAUUACAUGGAUUUAUUAGACUUUUUUUAAAUGAAGGUGUUCCAAAGGUCUGCAUCAGUGACUUGUAGGCUGUGUGUGGAAGCCAGGAGAUGCUAAAUGUGUUUAUGUUAAUUAACAGUCAAUUACCGUGAGACCGGCAGUUAUUUGCUUGACUGUCACCGGCUGAUAAUAUUUCAUGACCGCCACAGCCCUAGUCCUACCCAAUGGAAAUGGAAACGCUGAACAGAAAAAAAUCUACAUCCUGUUCUAGAGAACAUCCUAAUGGAAUCCCAUCAGAAUUGAAUAAAAUGUAAAUAAAAUGUAUAUUUGAAUAGAUUAACGUAGAUUUGACCAAACUCUACAAUUUCUGGAUGGUAUUGGCUGAUUUUAGGUGUUGUUUUGUAGGAGUUGCCAGCGAACAGUGUGCUGCUCGUCUAUCUUUCAGCUACUGGAGUCUUCCCUACCGGACGCUUGGAUUAUGAGGGUACACCAGCCCCCCCUUACAUUUUGUAAACACACACUCACUGGUUCACACACUGGUCAGCUUCUUCCAGCAGGAGCUGAAAUUCAUCUGAUAAUUUAUUCCAAAAAUGUAUUUGACUGUGUUUUUUUUAUCAGGACCAUAUGACUUUGGAGGAGUUCUCACCAACACAAACCGUGAUGUGGUGAACGGGGAGACUGUACAGAAAAGGAACCAAGCCCAAAAAGAGAUGCACUGGUAAGGAACAGGCGCUGGCAGUCCACUUUCCUCAAUAUGUUUUUUAACAUUUGGCAGACAUGAGAUGCAUGUACAGUAUUGGCCUUUAAGAAGUUACAGAGAACUUGCAAAGCCCACUUUAUUUGUAAACAUACUCUACGAUAUUCACCCAAAUUGUUUGUAACGUGUGUGUGUGUACAUGCAAUGACUGUUGACUUCUGUAUGCCUUAGCCUUCACCCUGGGGACUUGUUCCCUUUCACCCGGAAGCCUCUUUUUGUCAUUGUGGACUCUUCCAACAGCACAGCCUAUAAGGUUGGUGAGAAUUACAUUCAUCACAAUUCCACCUUUUUUGGGUUAAGAUGAGGAUAAUGAUAACUUUAUGAGGUGCUUUUCAUACAUUGGUAAAACACUCAACAACUUGUUUUAAUUAAGACUUUCAUCAGCAUACUUAAAUUGAUUGAUGGUAGUUCCCUGGAUUUUCGUCAUAUUAUUUUACUGAACAAAAAUAGAAAAGCAACAUGCAACAAUUUCAAUGAUUUUACUGAGUUACAGUUCAUAUAAGGAAAUAAGUCUAUUGAAAUAAAUUCAUUAGGCCCUAAUCUAUGGAUUUCACAUGACUGGGCAGGGGUGCAGCCAUGGGUGGCCUUAGGAACCAGGCCCAUCCAAUCCCCACAAAAGGGCAUUAUUACAGACAGAAAUACUCCUCAGCACCCCCCACCCCAACCCUCAGACAAUCCCGCAGGUGAAGAAGCCGGAUGUUGAGGUCCCGGGCUGGUGGGGUUACACGUGGUCUGCGGCUGUGAGGCUGAUUGGACGUACUGUCAAAUUCUCUAAAACGACGUUGGAGGCACCUUAUGAUAGAGAAAUGUACGUUCAAUUCUCUGGCAACAGCUCUGGUGGACAUUCCUGCAUUCAGCAUGCCAAUUGCAAGCUCCCUCAAAACUGUGGCAUUGGGUUGUGUGAUCAACUGCACAUUUUAGUGGCAUUUUAUUGUCCCCAGCACAAGGUGCACCUGUGUAAUGAUCAUGCUGUUUAAUCAGCUUCUUGAUAUGCCACACCUGUCAGGUGGAGGGAUUAUCUUGGCAAAGGAGAAAUGCUCACUAACAGGGAUGUAAACAAAUGUUUGCACAAAAUUUGAGAAAUAAGCUUUUUUUGCGAAUGGAAACUUCUUGGAUUUUUUUAUUUCAGCUCAUGAAACAUGGGACCAACACUUUACACGUUGCGUUUAUAUUUUUGUUCAGUGUUGUAUUAAAAACAAAAUAAUAAAGGUAACACAACACAACCCAGGGGGGCACCAGGGAGAUAGGGAGACAAGAUAGGGAGACAAGAUUGAGAACAAGGCAUGCAGAGCUUAGUUAGGAGAUCAACUUGUUAGACUAAUUUUAAGAUGCAUUUAAAGAAAAGUGGACUAUUCCUUUUGAGAAUUCACUCUGGCGUGAUCCUUACUAAUGCUAAUAUUAAUGCAUUCUUGUAUCUCCAUGUAGAAUUUCACCAAUCUCUUCGGUCAGCCGCUGGUGUGCCUGCUAUCUCCCACAGUCUAUCCAAAGAGCAUGCAAGGUUAGUUUGUCACUAUUAUUACAGCUUUUUACGCCUAUGUACUCCUCUUAAUUAGCGCGUUACAGGCAACUGUCAAUUACUUUCAUUGUUGAAGUCGGCAAUUACACUGUGCAAACUCUUAACUAUUCUAGAAAAUAGCUCGUAGAGCUUGUCAGUUCAUUCUCAAAUGCAUUGGCCUAUUAAUACCAGCCAUUGUACUCGUUUAGACCUACUUAUGUGGCAGAUUGUUUUCCAUUGGAUUCUGCUAUUAUUUUAAUUCAUUUUAUUGAUUUGGUUUAGAAAUUUGUGGGCAGAAUAAGCCACGUGAGAUGAGACGUUUUUGUGGGUGUUCUGAGAAAAACUGUUCUAUGAAUGCAUCUCAACCUGGUCUCCUUCUUCUCUCAGACCAGUCCCAGCGCGGCAGCCUCUUCACACUCUUCCUUUACUGCCCCCUUCUGGCCUUCCUGUCAGUGUGUGGCCUGAGCAGCCUACGCCAAGGAUUGUGGGAGAAGGCAGAGGAGUUUCUAUACAAGGUGUACCGUGACAUCGGCCAGAUGAUUACACGCUCACAAGCUAUAGGUAUGUUUAUUUUUGUGGCAAUUUUUUAGACGUUUUGUCAUUUUAAGUGCAAAUGUCACAACCAUAACGGUGGAAUUUCUCCUUCACAGACCAAGCUUUUCUACAGUUCUACGGUGAUGAGUUCCUUCGAUUGUUACUGAUCCGCUUUGUGUUCUGCUCGGCUACACUGAGACUGCACAAGCUCUUCCGGGUAAAUCAGUUUUAUUGUGCCCUUGAUACUUAGUUACAUCUCCCAUAGUUAUUCACGGCAGUUACGGUAAUUAGGGGCUAAAAUGUAAUGUCCCUUCUCUCUCUGUCUGCCUUUUGCAGGAGUCCAGGAGCUUCCCGGAAUCGUACCCUCAGCUACCCAAACAGGACACGGUGGAGAGCAGCCUCCUGCAGAAGCAUGUUCUGGAGCUGGCUGCCAUGUUGGAUGUGCGGAGCCUCUUUUGGGACGGAACGCUGGACGUGAACUACUGACCUUCAGCUGCCCAGCUAGUCACCACAACUAUACAAACACAGACCAACCACAGACACGCAGACCACCGCUAUACACACUCGCACAAGGGAGAGUCCUCAUCUUUCAGAGGUAAUGAAGUUACUGGUUGAACACACUGCAAUAGUGUCCGUUUCUUUUUAACCCAAGACCCCCUUAUUUUCCCCACCUUAUCUACUUUUUUACCCUAUCGGCUAUAUUUAUUUUGAAUACAUUCAUACAGCUACUUGUGGAAGUCAACUAUGUACAAUGCAAACAUGAACAAGUCACCUAGCUACUUAUAUCCACAUGAGAUGAGCAUGUACUUCCGUGUUGUUACUCAUAAAAAAGCACUCAAAUGAACACAUGGUGCAGCUAUUUUAGUCUGAGGGCGGCAGGAGGACAUAUGAAGCUAUUGAGGGCUUUUACACUUAAAAAGACAGAAAAGAAAUUAACAUAGUUUUGCAACAGCACUGCCUGCAAUGGGUUCUAGAUGGACUGCAAAUGGACUUCAAUGCAAGCUGCAGGGAUGUCUCAUCUUCUGUGCGUGGGUAGAUGUGUUGGCCAAGUUGACUGGAUGUAGGGUUUAGAGUGAGACUACUCUGCAUGUUUGUUUACCCGACUAGAUCUGCUGGUUUUAACACAUAUCUAAUUCUAACGUAAUUGCCUGGAAGUUGCUUUUUUUAGUUUUGUUUCAUUAGUCUGUUCUGUAUAACUGAGGCCUGGAGGGGUAAAGUAACAGAGUGCCUAUGCAGACCCUCAUGAACAGUUUAGCCCUGUUCAGAAACAACCCCUUGCCCCUACCCUCUAGGCACCAGCUCCGACCCUUUAGGUACCAGCUCCUACCCUCUAGGUACUAACAUAGGGUGGCGUAGUCGGCGGCUCUGAAUGAUCUGCAAACAUGUCAGCUCAUUUAGUGCAGUGACUGAGCAAGCGGGUGGUCGCUAAUCUAUUUUCACUGUCUUUUACUCCUUGUAUCAGAGAAAGUUUUCGGACUGUGUUUAACACGGGUAUAUGUUUAAGCACCCUGCAGGUACACAGCUACCCAGCCCCUCACAGGCUAAUCAAAAUAGAUAAAUAGACAUCUCUCCCAAUCUUCUGCUUUUUCAAAGAAAUCACUUCAGAAACCAGGGUAACACUCCUUCUGGGGUGGAUCUUUUAAAAGAUUUUUCUUUGACCUUGAUUGGCAGCAUAUCGUUGGCAGCAUAUCUUUUGAGACAUUGCAGGGUUGGAAAAGGCCUCUUUCUCCAUGCUGUAGCCUAUAUGUUUUGGGGGUUGCAUCCCAUGGCAAUUCUAGUCUUACGUGUAUCCUCUUCUUUACCGGCUUUCUCCUGACCAGUUCUUUCAGACCAGUGGGGAUGAAGGAAAGUAGGUAAAGGGGGGAGAUUCUGAGAUUCACCCCUCCUGAUUCAAAAACGGUUGGUUUCUGGGAAAUGUAGGACUUUUAGAGGCCCUGUGUCAUUCAUUAUAACUAAGCCCCCAUAAUGGCAUUCCUCUGUCUUACGCAUGAUGGUUUACUGGAGAGAGUUCAUGCUGCUGUUUCUCUCUUUCUUUGCAUGUCUUAUCAGUAUUAUUGUCCAUAGAGUUUACUCUGUGGAGUUCAUGUUAGUCUGAUUGCAGGUCAGUUCCAGCGUUAGCCGUCUAGCGAGUGCUCUGCAUGGCAGCAAGCAUCUUCUCAUUUCCUUUUAUUGAUGGGGGCUUGAAGCAAUGGAACCGGCUAGUGCUGAAACGGACUCCUGGCAACCAGUUUUAAGUAUGUGUGUGGUGAUGAACAAAAAUAGCCAAACAAUUUUGUUUUUUGUAUUUACUGAGAGAGAAAAAAAUGAAUUUCAAAAGUAAGAAAAUCACAAUUUUAAAUGUAUAUUUAUGUAUAAUUGAAAAUAACCGUAUGUGAUACAGAGAGAUGUUUUGUCUUUAGUACGUAUGUCGAAUAGUUAAUUGUAGAAGCUGUGAAAAAUAUAUGCAGUUGGCAUAGCAAUUUAAUGAAUGAA
Coregonus sp. 'balchen' is the source of this 16740-nucleotide messenger RNA. Lineage: Eukaryota; Metazoa; Chordata; Actinopteri; Salmoniformes; Salmonidae. The record is from the annotation of a GenBank genome assembly.